AUGCAGUUGCAGAUGCUGAGACGAUGCAGGCCGCCGCGGUUGCGUCAGCUAGCUAGAGCGUGUGGUGUCAGCGUACGGCGGCGCAUCCUGAUCGGCGACUCCAGCGUCAGCAAGUCCAACCUGCUCUCACGCUUCACGCGCAACGAGUUCAGCCUCGAGUCCAAGUCCACCAUCGAUGUCGAGUUCGCCACCCGCUCCCUCCAGGUCGACGGCAAGGUUGUCAAGGCCCAGAUUUGGGACACCGCCGGCCAGGAACGGUUCGUAGUUGUAGCUUAA
Messenger RNA from Miscanthus lutarioriparius, 276 nucleotides. The record is from the annotation of a GenBank genome assembly. Lineage: Eukaryota; Viridiplantae; Streptophyta; Magnoliopsida; Poales; Poaceae.